ACCAAACUUAAACUGUGCAAUGUCUGAAAAAAACACAAAAAAUGAAAGAAGUGCUGCUGGAGAAUUGCUUGACUCCCUCUACUUGGAUAUGUUUCAUCUAAUCGAAGCGCACACCCAAUGCCGUAUUGACAUUGAACGUACGAGCUCCGAUGGCUCAAUUCUCCUAGCACGAACCAAGUUCCAACAGGGAGGUCAAUCAUUAUCGACCGCACAAAUCCCAGCUGAAAAUAGUGCAGAGUUUAAUGCUCUAUGCAGAGUUAAAAAGGCUGCAGACGAAGACAUCAGCAUAGAGAGACAUCCGGUGGAUAAAGAGAACGGUUACGUGGAGCCUUUAUAUUGGUUCAGCGUAUUGCCCCCAAUGAGUUUACGGAGCGCAGUAGAUNCAAUUGAACUACAUAACCUUUUUAUUUGUAAGCUUUGUGCCCGUACUUAA
Molecule: messenger RNA, 433 nt
Organism: Drosophila arizonae
Lineage: Eukaryota; Metazoa; Arthropoda; Insecta; Diptera; Drosophilidae
Biological process (GO): vacuolar proton-transporting V-type ATPase complex assembly
Source: RefSeq, a predicted model, not a curated record